Molecule: messenger RNA, 687 nt
Organism: Emiliania huxleyi CCMP1516
Lineage: Eukaryota; Haptophyta; Isochrysidales; Noelaerhabdaceae
Exons: 2
Coding region: 1-687 (228 amino acids)
Source: RefSeq, a predicted model, not a curated record
AUGUCUGACGACUCCCUCGUUCUCGUGACGGCGGACAACAAGAGCGGCUUCAAGAAUGUGACGUAUGACCUCCAGUCGAGGCGCUACGAGCUCCGCGUUCAGGUCGGCGGCAAGCGCAAACACCUCGGCGCCUUCAAGACGGCCCGCGAGGCCGCCGUCGUGUACGCUCGCACCGCCGAGGGCAAGGCGGACGCAGCUGCGCAGCAGAGGCCGACCGGCGCCGACGCGGCGGCGCACGCGGUGCGUGCGGCGGAGAGGGAGGGUCUUCUCCUCAUCCCCGCCGACCGCAAGGACUCGACCACCGGCUACAAGAACGUGACGCACAACGUGGAGCAGAGCGGCGUAAGGAAGUACAAGCUGCAAAUGCAGAAAAAGGGCAAGCGGCUCUCGUGCGGGCUCUUCGGGACCGCCGAGGAGGCAGCGCUCGCCUACGCUCGGACGCCCGAGGGGAGAGCCGACGCCGAGCGGCUCCGGAGGCCAGCGCCGGUGCCGCGGACGGCGGCGGCGAUCGAGGCGGUGCAGCAGGCGGAGAGGGAGGGGCUGACUCUGAACGUGACCGUCGACCAGCGGAAGAGCAAGUGCCAGCUGCAAGUCCGCGCCGCAGGACGGCAGCAGACCAUCGGCAUCGCUGCAGCUUCCUCCGAACGAGACCCGCACACGACGCACCCUCGCCGCUCUCUCGCUUAG